AAUUCAUUCAUUCACAUUCACAUUCCCAAACGGCCACCUCACUCUCCCUCUCUCUAUCUCUCUCUUCACAUUUCCAUUCCAACUCAAUUUCCUCCUCUCUUCUCCUCUCCUCUUCUCACACGAAGCCAAGAAAGCCAAGAAAUCCAUCCAUCCAUAGCAAGGGAGCUAGCUCGCCGGCGGCGAUGGGCAAGGACUGCGGCAACCACGGCGACGACGACAUCCGGCAGGCGUGCCGGCGGCUGCUGACGAUCCUCUUCGGCCUCGCCCUGAUCGUGGCCAUCAUCGCGCUCAUCGUCUACCUCGUGCUCCGCCCCACCCACCCUCGCUUCUUCCUCCAGGACGCCACGCUCCGCCAGCUCGACCUCUCCAAUUCCUCCACCUCCGGCGUCCUCUCCACCGCCCUCCAGGUCACCGUCGCCUCCCGCAACCCCAAUGACCGCGUCGGCGUCUACUACGACCGCCUCGACGUCUACGCCUCCUACAAGUACCAGCAGAUCACGCUCGCCGCCUCGCUCCCGCCGGUGUACCAGGGCCACGGCGACGUCGACGUCUGGUCGCCGGUGCUCUCCGGCCCGGACGUCCCCUUCGCGCCCUACCUCGGCGACGCCCUCGCCAAGGACGUCGCGGCGGAGUACCUCAUCCUCCAGGUCAAGAUCGACGGCCGCGUCCGGUGGAAGGUCGGCAGCUGGAUCUCCGGCCACUACCACCUCUUCGUCACCUGCCCGGCCUUCUUCAUCGCCUCCGGCGGCAACGGCUACCCCGGCGCCAAUGGCCUCAAGUUCCAGACCGCCACCUACUGCCGCGUCGAGGUCUAGCUGUCUCGUCUUCUCCGGCUCCGGCGACGGCGAGGUGUGCAUAAAUGUCGGUAAUUACUGUAGCGUUGAGGUGGGGGGUAUAGAGGUAAAUUUAGCGUGGGUUAAUCAAAGUAUAUUUUGUGUUUAAGCGUUGUUAAGCUUUCAGUUCCACGUUUAAUUGUUAAUAAAAGGAUAUUAUAACUAUGGUUAAAAAAAAAGGAACUCUUCUUUUUGGAGA
Oryza sativa Japonica Group (Japanese rice) is the source of this 1032-nucleotide messenger RNA. RefSeq names its product NDR1/HIN1-like protein 1. Gene Ontology annotation, biological process: defense response to other organism. NCBI's taxonomy places the organism in Eukaryota, Viridiplantae, Streptophyta, Magnoliopsida, Poales, Poaceae. The record is from RefSeq and is a predicted model, not a curated record. Gene Ontology annotation, cellular component: plasma membrane; plasmodesma.